Messenger RNA from Batrachochytrium dendrobatidis JAM81, 693 nucleotides. RefSeq lists its product as uncharacterized. The record is from RefSeq and is a predicted model, not a curated record. The transcript has a single exon. NCBI's taxonomy places the organism in Eukaryota, Fungi, Chytridiomycota, Chytridiomycetes, Rhizophydiales. Bases 1 to 693 code for a protein of 230 amino acids. Gene Ontology annotation, molecular function: copper ion binding. Gene Ontology annotation, cellular component: mitochondrial inner membrane.
AUGUACUCUUUGAACAUCUGGAACCCAAGAUCAUUGUGGCCAACUUCUAGGAUUAGAUUAUUUCAACGUAGUACAGGAAAUAGAACUAGCAUCAGCAAGUUUGCUACUGUGGCAGAUUCUACUUUGGCUUCUAUGCAAAUGAAGAAACAGCAACGAGAGGGUGUGCAUACCACCAUCUACUACACCAUGUCAGUAUUUGUUGGCUUCAUUGGUCUCACCUAUGCAGCGGUUCCACUCUAUAAAAUGCUCUGCACUGAAACCGGUGUUGAUGGAACUCCGUUGACUUCCAUUGGUCACAAAUUCGAACCCAGCAGCAUGGUUCCUGUCACCAAUUCACAACCGAUCCGCAUCAUCUUUGAUUCAUCCAUUGCAGAUACGAUGCCAUGGAAAUUUGUUCCUGAAACACGGCAGAUUCGAGUGGUUCCUGGCGAAACAGCUCUAGCUUUUUUCCGUGCAUCCAAUCCUGGUACUGAAGACAUGGUCGGCAUUUCAACGUAUUCUGUAACUCCUGCCAAAGCAGCUCAGUAUUUUAACAAGAUUCAGUGCUUUUGUUUUGAAGAGCAAAAACUGGUUGCUGGAGAAGAGAUCGAUAUGCCUGUGUUUUUUUACAUUGACCCAGAAUUUGCAUACGAUCCUUGGAUGGCAGAUGUAAAGACCAUUACAUUGCAUUAUACGUUUUUUAAAAGUAAGUGA